Molecule: messenger RNA, 1181 nt
Organism: Gambusia affinis (western mosquitofish)
Lineage: Eukaryota; Metazoa; Chordata; Actinopteri; Cyprinodontiformes; Poeciliidae
Gene: ing1
Product: inhibitor of growth family, member 1
Exons: 4
Coding region: 220-1134 (304 amino acids)
Biological process (GO): positive regulation of DNA-templated transcription
Cellular component (GO): nucleus
Source: RefSeq, a predicted model, not a curated record
CUCUCCCAUUCUGGCUACAGGAAGGGUUGCGCAUGCGCACAUCUGAAACUAUUUAGGUUCGUUGGUUUUUGAGGAGGGACGCUCCUCUACUCUCCUCAGCUCUGUAGUUACACAUAACCUGGUGUUAGUAAACGGUACCAUCGAGGAGACGAGGCUACCAGCGGAAAACCAAGCAUAUCCAGAGGUGUAGGAGCGUCUUUGGGGUGAAAAAGAGUCGCGAUGUUGAACCCGAGCAACGGUGACCCAGGCCACGUUGUGGUGAAUUAUGUCGAGGAGUACUUGGACCUGGUGGAGUCUCUGCCUUUUGACUUGCAGAGGAGCGUGUCCCUGAUGAGGGAAAUAGACGCAAAGUAUCAAGAUGCGCUCAAGGAGCUUGAUGAUGCGUAUGAACGCUACCGCCGAGAAUUGGACUCGCUUCAGCGGCGCAAGCUGCAGUUAUCCAUCCAGAGGGCUCUGAUCCGCAGUCAGGAGCUUGGAGACGAAAAGAUCCAGAUUGCUGGUCAAAUGGUGGAGUUGGUGGAGAACCGAACCCGACAAAUGGAGUGGCAUUCCGAGCUUCUCCUCUCCUCCCAAGAAGUGCAAGAGAGUCACAUUACAACGACAACGCCUAUGACGACUGCGUCCGUGUCCCUGAUGUCGGCCUCUUCGGCGACAGUCACCCCGGGCAAAUCCGGCCAUCACGACAAGAAACGAGACGAAGUCACCCCGGGUUCGGUUGGUGGAGACAAAGCGGGAGGGAAGCGCUCGAGGCGUCAGAAGAACGGAGAAAACCGCGAGUGCUACGGGGGUCUGGAUCAGUCGGAGGAAGUGGGCGCAUCUCGGGAAAAGAGGCCCAAAACGUCUUCCAAGAAGAAGAAACGAUCUAAAGGGAAGUCGGAGAGAGAAGUGUCGCCUCCCGACCUGCCCAUAGAUCCAGACGAGCCGACGUACUGCUUGUGUGAGCAGGUUUCCUACGGAGAGAUGAUUGGCUGCGACAACGACGAAUGUCCAAUUGAGUGGUUUCAUUUCUCCUGCGUUGGGCUCCAUCACAAGCCCAAAGGCAAGUGGUACUGCCCCAAGUGUCGGGGAGAGAACGAAAAGACCAUGGACAAAGCCCUGGAGAGGGCCAAAAAGGAGAGAGCUUAUAACAGGUAGCUCGUUUUGCUUGGCCCAGUGAACUCUGAAUAAAAGCUACAAUUUUA